Molecule: messenger RNA, 762 nt
Organism: Talaromyces atroroseus
Lineage: Eukaryota; Fungi; Ascomycota; Eurotiomycetes; Eurotiales; Trichocomaceae
Exons: 1
Coding region: 1-762 (253 amino acids)
Molecular function (GO): acyltransferase activity, transferring groups other than amino-acyl groups
Source: RefSeq, a predicted model, not a curated record
AUGUCGGCUGCGCAGUACUCUAUCCUUUUGGCCUCCCCUACGGAGGCUUCCAUUCUCGGAAAAAUCAGCGGUGACUCAUUUCUCACUGAUCGCCAUACUCAAAUGAAAGGGCUUGGAAAAAAUCCUUAUAAACUAGAGAAUUCAAUGGCAGCAGCCGUCGCCCGACAAGCGUUAUCACCAUCGAUUGUCGUUCUAAAAGCAGUCGACAAUGAGACAGGCGAAAUCGCAGGCUGGGUCUCGUGGAUAUUUCGGGGAUUUACAGUCGAAGAAACUGUGGAGAUACGGGAUGCAGUUCCUUAUGUAGAUACCACGCUGAAAAGCCUUGAACAAAGCAAUGACAAGCCUAUACCAAAAGGCCAGAUCAGGAAAGACCGUGACGCUGUCGAGGAUGACCCAAUCAAGGAACUUGAAAAAUUGACUGAUGAAGACCUGAAAUCAUGGAUGAGUAAACUCAUGGCCGAUGAUACUAGGUGCAUGUAUAUCAGCUCCCUUUGCGUGGCGCCCAAAUGGCAAUCUAAAGGCGUGGGAUCAGCGCUCCUGCGAUGGGGAACGAAGACAGCGGAUACAGCGGGAGUCUUUAUAUGGGUACAUUCAUCGGAAAAUGCAUGGCAUUUGUAUGCAAAAUAUGGUUUCAAAGUUAUUGGGACACUUGAUGUCGACCUGGACCAGUAUGCUCCUGCACCAGCGCCAGAUAAUGGGGGUAAAUGGGGACACUAUGUGUUUUGGUACAUGAGGAGAGAGCCUUCUGAGAGCCAGAGAUGA